Messenger RNA from Neltuma alba, 2666 nucleotides. RefSeq lists its product as uncharacterized. Lineage: Eukaryota; Viridiplantae; Streptophyta; Magnoliopsida; Fabales; Fabaceae. The transcript has 6 exons. The coding region runs from base 51 to 1949 and encodes 632 amino acids. The record is from RefSeq and is a predicted model, not a curated record.
GCACUAAUAGCGAUUUCAUUGCUUUUAGGGAGUGAUCACUUCGCUGGCAAAUGGUGGAGCUGCUUUGUAGCUCAUUUUGGAGCAAAGCAUUAAGCCACUUAUCGGCCGCCGCCAUGCCACUUUGUUCAAACCAAGAAGCUCUUCUCAGACUCUUCUACAAUGCCUCCUCCUCCUUCCUCCUCCUUUUCCUCUUCCUCUUCUCCUCCUCCUUCCUCCUCCUCCGCUUCUUCAACUUCAUCGGCAACUACCCCCUCCUCCACCGAGAUCAGCAGUAUGAAUAUGUGUUUUCUGAUGACGAGGAUGAGGAGGAGGAGGAAGGAGAAGGAGAGGCAAGGUAUUGUUAUGAUGCUGGGAAUAAUAGCCAGAGAGACCAUCUGAUGGCCGACAUCGUUGGCGGUGGACAAGGUCUUAUGUUUCUGCACUGCGACCACCGGGGACGUCAGAGUUUGAGGACGACUACUCGUCAGUCUUUCUCAGAAGACCUAUUCAUAAGUCCACGGGAGAGUUCGUUGCCUGACGAAGAUAGCUCCGAAUUGGAAAACCAUUAUGCCUCUGAUCAAACCUUGUCUGUUCAUAGAUCCCCGCUGGUCUCAGACUUUGAAUAUGAAGAACCUGUUGAAGAAGAACAACAACAACAAGAAGAACGAGAGGAACAAGUUGUUGCUGCUGCUGUAAAAGAUCAUCAGGCUGAUGAUGAUUCUGUACUCAACUCUGUCCCUAUUGAAAGUGACUGGGUGGACAGCGACAAAACCUGUGAAGAGGAUCAUGUUACCGAUAGGCUCAUCAAGAACAAGAAAGUGCAGGAGGCCAACUUCACGGGGGAUGACAGAUUCUUUGUUUUGGCUCCCACCAAUUUGAAAACCAAGAGGCUGGUUGUUGAAGAAAAGGACGAAGAAGAAAUAUAUGGUGACUCCUGCACCGUGGGGUCCACCUCCAAGAGUUCAUCUGACUGGAGAAGCUCAGUCAUUUGCAGAGAUUCCGGAACAGAAGACCCGUUCUCUUCUUCCUCAAGAAGGAGCUGCCCAAAGUGGGAGUCUUACACUGUGUUCCAGAAGUACGAUGAAGAAAUGACAUUCCUAGACAGAAUUAGCGCCCAAAAACUUCACGAAACUGAGUCUUUGAAGUCAAUCCAUGUAUCUCCGAGAUCGAUAUCAGAGCGUAUAGCGUACAAGUUUUCCAAUAUAAACAAGACACCGGCUCAUAUACGUCAGAACCCAUACCGGGAACUGGAGGCUGCGUACGUGGCACAAAUCUGCUUGACCUGGGAAGCUCUGAACUGGAAUUACCACAAUUUUCAGUCAAAGAAGGCAUUGUGUCUUAAUAUUGAAGCAGGUUGUCCGGCCACCGUUGCCCAACAGUUCCAGCAAUUUCAAGUGUUGCUGCAGAGGUACGUUGAGAAUGAACCAUAUGAGCACGGAAGAAGACCUGAGAUCUAUGCAAGAAUGAGGCUUUUGGCUCCUAAAUUGCUCCUUGUCCCAGAAUACCGAGAUUCGGAGGAUGAUCAGGGUGAGGAUGAUUAUGAGUCAAGAAUAUCGUCAACAUCAUUUCUUAUGAUAAUGGAGGAUGGGAUCAGAACUUUCAUGAAUUUCCUCAAGGCUGAUAAAGAGAAGCCCUGUCAGAUCCUAGCAGCCUACUUUAAGAGAAACCGAAGAAGCUCCGUGGAUCCAGCACUACUUCGGCUUAUGAAGAAAGUUAACCAAAAGAAGAAGACGAAGGUGAAGGAUCUUCGACGUUCGCGGAAAUGCCUGAGGAAGAGGAAGCAGAAGGAAGAUCAAGAGAUGGAAAUUUUGAUGGCACUGAUAGACCUAAAAGUAGUGUCGAGGGUUUUGAGGAUGAAUGAUUUAAGCGAAGAACAGUUGCAGUGGUGUGAGGAGAAGAUGAGCAAAGUGAGAGUGAUGGAUGGGAAGCUUCAAAGAGAUUCCACCCCACUUUUUUUCCCUGCACAUUGACUGACCCACCCGUCUGCCCAGAUUAUUCUGAAAUUUGUCAAUUCUUAUAUAUUCUUGUUGCUUGAUGACUCGAUCGUGAAUGUGCAUUAGUCAUGCACAGAGGAAUAUCCAUAAGGUGCUUUUGUAGAUAUUGGGGUUAAAGCAGAAAAGAAGAUGGAGGGACCCUAUAUAUAUAUGUCAUCAAAGUAAGAGAGAGAGAGAUUGUGGGUUUUGGAACCAGAAAUCCAUGGAAGGCAAAGUUAAAGAUGAACACUGAAAGGGAAAGACCAGAGACAAAGCAAGGAACAUCAAGAUAAAGACAAGAGGAGCUUUAGUUUUACAUUUUUUACUUUAGCUUUUUCUCUUUUAAUUUUUAAAUUAGGGUUUAUCUACCGGCUAGCUAGGGGGUUUUAGCCGAAUCUUUAAGAACAAUAAUCCAGACUUAUGCCACACGCAUCUGCAGAAAUAAACAAGUAUAGAACACAUACGUGAUAGACUAGGGAAAUGGUAGGCAAUAAAUCAGUUCUCUCUUUUGUAUUUUUUUUUUCUCUUUCUCUGGGCACUUAGUUUUGGUAAAAGGGGAAAUAAAGAAAAGCAUUCACUUAUGGGCAUCCAGGUCUUCGUCUUCAUAUUUUAUAAAGCUAGGUCUGCAGACGGAUCACCAUGAAAUGUAAAAUUUGUUACUUUUCAAACCAAAAUAUAUCUACCCAUGCUGCAUUGCUUUUUUUCCCCCUCCUG